AUGCAGAGUGUAGCUGUACGAGCUCUCACGGGGUCGGCGCUCGAUCGGGCCGUUGGUGACUUUUGCGUCAAGGCGAUUCGGUCGGCUGAUUUCCCGUUGAACUCAUGGGAAGAGGUUGGUGAUUUGGCAAGGUGCAUUGACCGCCUUCUUUCGGACGAGUGGAUUGACUUGUUGCUCCCGCCUGGGACGUAUACUGAUUUCCGAGAGAAGGGCUAUAUAGAGGUCUUGAUGAAAGCACUGAAGGAGUUGAAGAGAAGCAUCGAUGAGGUUAUUGAGGCGUCGAAGGAAACGGGCGGAUUGCCGGCGGAGCGACGCACGAGAAAUGUAAAUCCUUACGUGAUUCCCUAA
Perkinsus marinus ATCC 50983 is the source of this 348-nucleotide messenger RNA. RefSeq lists its product as hypothetical. Bases 1 to 348 code for a protein of 115 amino acids. The transcript has 3 exons. Lineage: Eukaryota; Perkinsozoa; Perkinsida; Perkinsidae. The record is from RefSeq and is a predicted model, not a curated record.